Rhizophagus irregularis DAOM 181602=DAOM 197198 is the source of this 3045-nucleotide messenger RNA. RefSeq lists its product as uncharacterized. NCBI's taxonomy places the organism in Eukaryota, Fungi, Glomeromycota, Glomeromycetes, Glomerales, Glomeraceae. Gene Ontology annotation, cellular component: mitochondrion. Gene Ontology annotation, molecular function: L-glutamate dehydrogenase (NAD+) activity. The record is from RefSeq and is a predicted model, not a curated record.
AUGCCCACAAAUAGUAUUGUAAAAGAUUCAAGUGGUUAUAGUGAUAAUAUCUUUGAAGGAAAGGCAGACCAAAUGCUUAAAGUUUGUGAAUACUUGGAAGAAAAAGGUUUUAUACCCAAGGAUCUUGUCAGGCACGAAGUUUCUUGGUUCUACGGGAAUCUUGGAAUCGAUGACAUGUAUUUUACUAUGGAAAACAUUGAUACUAUUGCAAACCAUAUUUUGGCCUUAUAUGGUGCAAAGAUUUAUGCUUAUACGAAGAAUCAACAAAGUGAACUUGAUAUCAAUUUAGAAAGGGAAACUGACGAAGCCGCAGUAUAUAUACAUACAUCUCGUCCUGGUAUUUCUCAAUUAACUGGUCCUCAACAUGAAAGAAGAAUCGAUCUUAAUUAUUUAGAUGUUAGCAAUACUACUAAUGCUUAUCGUUUGGAAUCUUAUCGUUCUCGUGGAAAUGUAUCACCUUCUGUGAAUGCCCAAAUUCGUUGCUAUUUUGUUGCUAAAUGUGAUUUUGUGAAAUCAAAUCCUUCUCCUGACGAAGAAACCGACAUUCGUCUUGUGGGUGAUAGAACAUUUUUGGAAAAGGCCACUGAAAAUACUUUGGAAAUCUAUCAAAAUGUUAUGAAAGCUGUUCUUAAAAGAACUGGUCCAGUGAUUGAAAUGUUUGAAGUAGAAGGAAGUCGUGAAAGACGUCUUGUCAUUGGUUAUAGACAACGCAGUACUCAAUCUUUCUUCUCAGCUAUGUCAGAUCUUUAUCAUUUUUAUGAACUUUAUUCUACUAGAAAAUAUGUCGAACAAUUUUCAAAUGGUGUUACUGUGAUGAGUCUAUAUCUUAAUCCACUUCCAAGUUCCAAAUCUUCUCCGAUUGAACAUUCAAUUCAUCAAGUCAUUAAAGAAGCUUCGCUUAUUUAUUGUUUGCCUACUACACCAUUCCAACACUUUUUCCAAAGUGGAAAAUUGUCUGUUCAAGAAACAAUUUAUGGUUAUGUUGGUUGGAUUUUUGCCCAACAUUUCCUUAAUCGUUUGGGUAAUGAGUAUGUUAGUCUUUCAAAUAUUUUGGAUCAAAAUGAUCCUGUUCAUGCGGAAGUUUUGAACAAGAUCAAAAAGAGGUUACGUUCGGAUGCUUUUACGCGUGAAUAUAUUUUAGAUAUCAUAAAAAUGUAUCCAGAUUUAAUUCACUUGUUAUACAUUAACUUUGCAUUAACUCAUUAUGUUAAUCCACGUGCCGCUGCUCUUGAACCGACAUUAUCAUUCCAACGUAUUCAAACUGAUGUUGUGCUCAAUGAUGAUGAACUACUGGAUAAAAUCAAAAAGACAACAUCAAAUGUUCACGAAUUUAUGGUGUUUGAAUCUUUCUUGAUUUUCAACAAGCAUGUUCUUAAAACAAAUUUCUAUCAACCAACCAAAGUAGCAUUAUCCUUCCGUCUUAAUCCUGCUUUCUUGCCAUCGAUUGAAUAUCCUUCCAAACUUUAUGGUAUGUUCCUCGUUAUUGGUUCUGAAUUCCGCGGUUUCCACUUGAGAUUCCGUGAUGUCGCCCGUGGUGGCAUUCGUAUUAUUCGUUCUAGAAAUAAGGAAUCAUACAGUAUCAAUUUGAGAUCUCUCUUUGAUGAAAAUUAUGCAUUGGCUGCAACUCAACAAAGAAAAAAUAAGGAUAUACCUGAAGGUGGUUCAAAAGGUACAAUUCUCUUGGACAUUUCGCAACAAGAUAAAGAUCGGGUUGCAUUUGAAAAAUAUGUUGAUAGUAUUCUUGAUCUUUUGAUUCCUGGAACUACUCCCGGUAUUAAAGAGAAAAUUGUUGAUUUAUACAAUAAACCAGAAAUUUUAUUCUUUGGGCCAGAUGAAGGAACUGCCAAUUUUGUUGAUUGGGCUAGUGCGCAUGCUCGCAAAAGAGGUGCUUCAUUCUGGAAAGCUUUCACAACUGGCAAAAGUCAAUCAAUGGGUGGUAUUCCUCAUGAUCUUUAUGGUAUGACAACUCGCUCAGUACAUCAGUAUGUACUCGGAAUAUAUAGAAAAUUUGGUCUCAAGGAAUCCAAGAUUUCAAAAUUCCAAACUGGUGGACCUGAUGGUGAUUUGGGUAGCAAUGAAAUUAAAAUUUCAAAGGACCGCACAGUUGCUAUCGUCGAUGGUAGUGGUGUAAUAUGUGAUCCUGAAGGUAUUGAUAGAAGUGAAUUAAAACGAUUGGCUCAAAAUCGUUUGACGGUUUCACGUUUCGAGGCUUCUAAAUUGUCACCAAAUGGAUUUAAAGUUUUAAUAGAUGAACAGAAUAUAAAAUUACCAAGUGGCCAAGCUGUAGAAGACGGUUUAUUAUUCCGUAAUAAUUUUCAUUUAAUGAAUCUUGUUUCAGCUGAACUCUUUGUUCCAUGUGGCGGUAGACCGGAAGCUGUUGAUCUUAGCAAUGUUAAUUUAUUACUUGAUAAAAAUGGUAAACCAAGAUUCAAAUAUAUUGUAGAAGGUGCCAAUCUCUUCUUUACUCAAGAAGCUCGUGUUAGAUUAGAACAAGCUGGUGCUAUAAUAUUUAAGGAUGCAUCAGCCAACAAAGGUGGUGUCACAUCAUCUUCUUUGGAAGUAUUAGCAGCUCUUGCAUUGACAGAUGAAGAAUUUGAAAAGAACAUGCAAGUCCAUGACAAUAUUAUUCCAGCAUUCUAUAAUGAAUAUAUUAAAGAAGUUCAUCGAGUUAUUGAAAAGAAUGCAGAAUUAGAAUUUGAAUGUAUUUGGAGAGAACAUCGAAGAACUGGUAAACCACGAUCGAUUAUUUCUGACGAACUCAGUCUUGCCAUUGUAGAUCUAAACGAAAAUAUGCAACAAUCAUCUCUAUGGUCAAAUGAACCAUUAAGAAAAACCGUAUUAAGAGAUGCAUUCCCACAAUUACUCCUUGACAGAUUAGGAUUAGAUACUUUAUUGGAAAGAGUACCCGAACCUUACGUAAAAGCCAUAUUUGGAUCUUAUUUGGCUAGUAAAUUCGUAUAUAAAUAUGGAACAAAUCCAUCACAGUUUGCAUUCUUUGAAUUUAUGAGUCCGUUCUUUUCAAAAAUUAACGAUCAAUUUAGUUGA